GGUACCGUGGUGACCCACACGAGAUUGAUUCUUACGGUUUCUUCCUCACACUCCUUGCUUGGUACGUCGCGUGAACCAGCUAAACCGAAGCACCAAAAAUGGCGGCAAGUAACCGCACAGUAUUGCAAUUCUCGUCUUCAAAGACCUUAUCCGGAAAAGUUCAUCCUCUCGUUAUCUUCAACAUCUGUGAUUCCUAUGUCCGUCGUCCUGACCAAGCAGAGCGCGUCAUCGGAACACUACUCGGUUCCGUUCUUCCUGACGGAACCGUUGAUAUCCGUAAUUCAUACGCCGAUCUUCACAACGAGAUCGGUGAUCAGGUUCUUUUGGAUAUUGAGUACCACCAGAAUAUGUUACUAUCCCACCAAAAAGUGAAUCCCAAGGAAGUUAUAGUUGGAUGGUAUUCAACUGGUCUUGGAGUAACUGGUGGCAGUGCAUUAAUCCAUGACUUUUAUUCUCGAGAAGUAUCCAACCCCAUACAUUUGACUGUCGAUACAGGAUUUGCAAAUGGAGAGGGCACCAUAAAAGCAUAUGUUUCAAACAAUUUAUCUCUUGGAGACCAGCAAAUUGCUGCACAGUUUCAAGAAAUUCCUUUGGAUCUUCGUAUGGUUGAAGCUGAACGCAUUGGAUUUGAUAAUCUGAAAUCAACUUAUGUUGAUAAAAUCCCAUCUGAAUUAGAAGGGAUGGAAGCAUCAAUGACACAUCUACUGGCUUUGAUUGAUGACACCUACAAAUACGUUGAUGAUGUUGUGGAAGGGCGUGUUGAUCCAGACAACAAAAUUGGGAAAUGUAUAUCAGAUGCUGUAGGUUCCCUCCCCAAAAUCCCCUCCUCGGCUUUUCAUAAGCUUGUGGAUGACAGCUUGGAGGAUCAUUUGCUCAUGCUAUACUUAUCUAGCAUCACAAGGACACAGCUCAGCCUGGCUGAAAAAUUGAACACGGCUGCUCAGAUUCUAUGAUUGUAUCGUGAACAAAUACAAUUUUGCUUAGGGAAGUCGUCAUUAUGUGAUAUUUCCCGAAACUUGGAAUAUCAGUAUUUUGUAAUUUUUUAAUACCAACAUAAUGCACUUUUAGGUAAUUUUGGUUUUUUUGUUCGAGGUUGCUUUGUAGUGGUUCACGGACUUCACUUAUGUAAUAUCUAAUGUCAUCUUUGAAAAAUUAGGUUCCUUUUGUCUGCAAUCUUUGGCUAUGCAAUGCUAAAUAGUUAUUCUCAUCCUA
Molecule: messenger RNA, 1212 nt
Organism: Trifolium pratense (red clover)
Lineage: Eukaryota; Viridiplantae; Streptophyta; Magnoliopsida; Fabales; Fabaceae
Product: eukaryotic translation initiation factor 3 subunit F-like
Exons: 6
Coding region: 99-953 (284 amino acids)
Biological process (GO): translational initiation
Cellular component (GO): eukaryotic translation initiation factor 3 complex, eIF3m
Molecular function (GO): translation initiation factor activity; metallopeptidase activity; translation initiation factor binding
Source: RefSeq, a predicted model, not a curated record